Messenger RNA from Macrosteles quadrilineatus (aster leafhopper), 619 nucleotides. Its product is annotated as dynein axonemal heavy chain 2-like. The coding region runs from base 56 to 619 and encodes 187 amino acids. The transcript is spliced from 3 exons. The record is from RefSeq and is a predicted model, not a curated record. NCBI's taxonomy places the organism in Eukaryota, Metazoa, Arthropoda, Insecta, Hemiptera, Cicadellidae.
UUCUGAAGACCACUCAGAAGAGCCUGAAAAACUUAAGGAAGAGGAUAUUCACACCAUGGUUGAAAAGAUCAAAAAGUAUACCACACUGUAUGACUUGAGAAUGGAAGACUUUGAUGCAGAUGUUGUGGAAGUAAUUAAAACAUUCUUGACAACUCCAGAAGAUUUAUUGACAAUCUACUACGAUGAGGAUACACUUCAAGCGGGUCUGACUUUUCCGGACGUAGAAGUUGAUGACAUUAUGUAUUUUUUAAAAGAAGAAGACGAGAAUGGAGGUUUGAAACAGCUUACACCAGAAACGUUUUCAUCAUCUAUUAUAUUUGGAACGAUGGACUCCCCAGUAGAGGGGUCGCUUUUGAGGGUCUUGGAAACGGUUUUUUGUCCACUUUUCAUCAACACAACAUCUUGGCCUGAUAGUGUGAAGAAUGACUUCUGUUCAAAUCUGAACUCGUUCCUGAGUCACCUGACUGACACGAGGUACAAGAUAGCAGGUUUGACGGCUCUCUACAUUCCGAAAAUCGCCACUCGUAUGUCCCUGUCUGUGGCUAUAAGAGACAGGCGGUUCAUCAAACGUAUUGAAGGCAAGUGGUUCAGCCAAAUACUGUUAGUGAUUAACCAUUAG